AUGCCCGCCACGUGCCCAGCCGCGGUACGGAAGCCGAGGAUCACCGUCAGUGCCCUCGGAGCCCUAGGCGGUGCCCUACAAGAACCAGAGCCGCGCGCGCCCCUACUCCAUUCCCAGCCGCCGCCAUCUCCUUCCCCAGCAGAGCCGCUCGCCGCCUCCACGCCCACGACGGCGCUCGGUGCUCCACCGAGCCGCGCCACUACCGGCCUCGCCCUGCUGCUGCCCGUCGAGCCGAGCCCCGAACCGCGCCAUGGAGCUGCGGCCACGCCCCACCUCGACCGUGCCGGUGUCGACAGCAAGCCCCACGGCGCCGUGCGUCCUCGUCAAGACCCCACCGAGCUCAUCCUCUACCUCGCCGUGCAGCCGAACCACCAUGACGACGUCGUGCCCUUGUUCGUCCCCGUCCUCGCCACGGCCAACCUCGACGCCGCGGCCAUCCUUGUCGAGCCCCGACGCGUCCUCGACCUCGCCGGCCAGCACCGCGAGCUCUUCCCCGAGCCCCGUCUUCGGCCAGCACCGCGAGCACGGAGCCCCUCCGUGUCCGCGUCUCCGACCUGGCCGGCCGCGCGGACGCCCCGCCGCGCCAAGCCCCGUCCCCGCGCACCAGCCGUAGCGACGCCGCGUCCGCGACACGCCUCGUCCUCGGCACCACCCUGCGCCCUCGCCACGGUCGCCGCGUCCAGGAGCGACGCCGCGGCGAGUCUCCGCCGAGCUUCAUCCACGCCGCCGCCCCGGGGCCGUCCACCUUCGUCGUGCACCGAGCAGGAGCUCCGCCGAGCCCCUUGCCGACCCCGACCCCGCGACGCCGUCGUCCCCGCGCCGUGUCGACCUCGCCCAUGCCCCGACGCACCUGUGACCCCGACGCCAGGACGUCGCCAUGGUCACCGCGUCAGCGCUGGUCAUGGUGAUCGCGACCCCGAGCCAGAACGUGCAGCAGCGGUACCACCUCACACAGGGCUCCUUGCUGUCGCCAGUGAGUAG
This is a messenger RNA of Sorghum bicolor (sorghum), 981 nucleotides long. Its product is annotated as vegetative cell wall protein gp1-like. The record is from RefSeq and is a predicted model, not a curated record. Lineage: Eukaryota; Viridiplantae; Streptophyta; Magnoliopsida; Poales; Poaceae. The coding region runs from base 1 to 981 and encodes 326 amino acids. The transcript has a single exon.